Messenger RNA from Orbicella faveolata, 3888 nucleotides. Its product is annotated as NLR family CARD domain-containing protein 4-like. Lineage: Eukaryota; Metazoa; Cnidaria; Anthozoa; Scleractinia; Merulinidae. The record is from RefSeq and is a predicted model, not a curated record. Gene Ontology annotation, molecular function: protein binding. Gene Ontology annotation, biological process: signal transduction.
UAACUGGAAGCUUCUUCUCUUUCACAUAUAGUUGCUUUUAAAGAAGGCAAACCUAGUGACCGUGAACUAAAUGAGCUGGCGGGAAAGAUUGGUACCAAGUGGAAUAAUCUGGGAUUUCAACUUGGCAUUUCUCAGGAUGUACUGAGUGGAAUAGAGACCAAUGGAAAAGACAGACCAUAUGAGAUGUUACUUCUCUGGAGAGAUACAACAUCUUUGAAUGCACUUUAUCGUGACCUCUACCAUGCGUUGUGUUCUGACAGAGUUGGACUUGACAACGUGGCCAAAGAAUUUUGUUAUGUGUCGGGAAAAGGGCCAAGUCUACCCAAGCGCCCCAAAUUUGAAGACUCUCCAACCAAACAGUUUUUGGUAUCGUGCCUGGAAGAGCUGCACGAGUUUUACAACACGAACAGUAAGGUGAAAAUCACGCCUUGGGACCAAGACAACACAGUAGAUAUUGAUAAGAUUUACAUACAGUUAUCAAUAGUGAGAGAUGAUAGAAAACCUGACGAAACAGCAAAAGAAAAGCUUCAAGAUUACGCUGAAAUGUUUAAAGGCUACGGAGGUCGUCUUAACUCUAAAAGAAUUCUAGUCUACGGGAGACCGGGAAUAGGAAAGUCUACUUUCACUCAGAAAAUUGCUGUGGACUGGACCAGAGGCAAGAAAGAAAUCCUAAAGAAGUUCGAUGUUUUACUAUUAAUUAAGUUGCGAGACGUUUGCGACAGUCAAGAUUUCCGCACCAUGCUAGAGACUGCAGAGCUGUUGUCUGCUGAUGACCCAGUGGCAGUCGAUAACUUGGAUAAAUAUGUCCGUGAGAACCAAGGCAAAGUCCUGCUCGUUUUUGAUGGCUAUGACGAGUACAGCGGUGGAAAAUCAUCUCCAGUUGAUAAGAUCUGGAGAGGCAGUCUACUGAGAGGUUGUUGUGUUGUUAUCACAACACGGCGAGUAAAAGAAGAGGAGCUAAGCAAGCAGAGUCAUGUUCAACUCGAGCUCAACGGGUUCGAUAGUGAGGAGCAAGUCAAAGAGUUUGCAAGCAAGUUCCUUAGUGAUCAGAAAAACGUAGAAGAGCUUGUUGAAUAUCUGCGGAAACAACAACACCUUUGGGACAUGGCGAAGAUACCACUUCUCCUAUUAAUGUUGUGUCUAGUUUGGAAGGAGAAAGACAGGAAAGGACUACCCGCAUCUGGAGCGGACCUUUACUCAAGAUUCAUGCAGACCCUCUUGUAUCACAUGAAGUCAAAAGAUUCAGAAGAGGAGUUUCAAAGCAUAGAUGAAUACAAAGAAGAAUUAUCGAGAUUAGGAGAACUUGCCUUUUACGCUCUUUUGGAGAACUGUCUUCAUUUCAGUUUUAGCAAACUGCCUGAUAGCGAUGUCUUCAAGAAAUUUAUUGAUGCUGCUUUUUUGCAAACUUCAAAUCUUUCAAGUUCCAUUCCUGAGAAAAUCGUGUAUUUCCUCCAUAAGUCGGUUCAGGAGUUCGUCGCUGCCAGGUUCAUCGUUCGAGAACUGACGAAUAAGAAAAAUGAAAGUGUCACCUGCCUUUCAAAAAUUGAUUCUUUUCAAAAAAUAGAGGAGAUGUUUGAAGUUCUGAAAUUCGCCUGUGAGUUGUCAUCAGAUGCUGCCCGCGCUGUUCUCAGUCAUCUGCAGAUGAUAGGAGACAAAGAAGGUCUUACAGCGUACAACUUCACCGUGACGCCUUCUGUUGAGGAUUUGUCAUAUGAUCAAAAAAGGUUUAUUUCUAUCAGUUCGGAUUGUUUGUUUUCCUGUGCAGCGUCAGACAGACAAGCUGUGUUCCCUUUUUUUCUUGAGUGUGUUAAUUAUGUUCUAAUACUAAAUGGUGAACAGGUCUCUAUUGCUGCCAGAGAACACUUACUGAGAUCCACCAGUAGUUGUCCAAACUAUCUUUUCUUUGACCAAGGAUUAAGAAGUAAAGAAAUAGAUGAUGAUGAAGUUUUCUCUGUACUUCUUGAUUUAAACACUUCCCUUGUGUUGUGUUCGGGGGAAGUCAGGAGUGUAAAAAAGUACCCCAGUCUAGCAGAUGAAAGCUUUUUCCUUAAGAAAGAAGGACAGCAAAUGUUGUUCUGUCUUACUCGCAUUUGCAAGGACUACACGCACGCUCUGCCUACUGAACUGCUCAUUGAACUCACAUCAACACCAGUGUCUCCUUCUCAGCAGCCUGUUGAUGACUUGUCAAAGAAUCAAGACAACAGUGGUGCUUUGGUUUUGACUGAGAACGUACCAGACCACACUGGCCAGCAUAGCCUUUCAUUCGUCAGAGAGAUUGAAAUUUACGACCCAACAAGUGAGGAACUCGCGAUUGUGAAAAACGUGUUACCUUUCAUAACACAUCCGCACGACAUCGAAAUCGCCUGCCUCUUCUUUACGUCAUACGACGCUGGGCUGAUAGAGAGUGUGGUUUCCAACAUUCACCUUUCCGACAAUCUCCACAGCUUAAAACUUGUCAACAUUAAUUUGACAGCAACAUGUGCUGAUGAGAUCGCCAGUUCACUGUACCAGGCUGGUAACUUGCGCAAGCUUGACUUGUCCGGUAGCCCGUUGUACAGCAAUGUGAGGAGUUUGGUUGAGAACCUUGGACACGUGACUGUCUUAAGGUUGCGCCGUGUUAAUAUGGGAGAGGAAGAGGCCGCGGUACUUGGAGCUUCAUUGGCACGUAUAAAUGGGUUACAAAAACUGGAUAUAUCAGACAACGAACUGGGUCACGGGAUAAUUAAACUGGCGAACCACUUAGACUGUGCCCCUUCUCUGACAAAGCUGAACCUAGGAAAUACAAAGAUGGGUGCAGAGGAAGCCAAAGCUGUUUUCCGAUGUUUACCAAGAAUUACACUGCUACAGAAUCUUAAUUUAUCAUUCAAUCCGCUGGGCUAUGGGAUUAUGGAGCUGGCUAAAAACUUGAACUUUGUUCCUGGUUUGAGGCAGCUCUGGUUGCGUGAUACACAGAUUGGCGAAGAGGAAGUAUCAGCGCUGGCUUGUGCACUUAAGGAUGUACCAGAGCUGGUUGAUCUCGACGUAUCAUUGAAUCCGAUUGGCCGAGGAGUCAGUGUCCUGAUUCAGCAUCUCAGCAGUGUUCCUGAGCUGAAUUUCUUGUAUCUGGACGGUGUUGAGAUGACAAAAUCAGAAGCCGAGGAGUUGUGCACAGCAUGUAGAAGAUACACCACACUAAGCACUGAAUACCAUGAACUCGAGAAUAUCAAUAGCCAUCGACUGCGCACAGAGGCUGAAUUAGAACAACGAGGUUACGCAUUUGCUGAUGAGUAAGAAAUUAAAUGGAAAGCAGAAUCAAACGGUUAGAUGCAUCAUAAAAAGUCUCUAUUUGAAACAAGGAGACCUGAAAAUUAUGAAUUAAAUUAGUUUAGUUUAACUUUCGUCAAGUUACUCUACUGACCACCCUUGUGGUUUUGUUCACCUCUCGAUUCAGUGCAGUACAGGAACUCAACAAGUGCCGUUUCAGUGUAAUUCUUCGUUAACGUAUUCGUUGAGUUUGUGAUUUUCAUCGUGGAAUCAACAAGUAGUGAAUGCUUCGAAAGCAGUCUUACCAUCAUGGCACGCUCAGUUGCUUAGCACUUUGUGAGUUAUUGUACGGGUAAUUUUCUUUUUAUUGUUGUCUGAUUUAUACUGAUGUCAUGCGGUAGAUUCUGUUAUCAGUCAGUACAGUAGAUGCAGAGAUAUUAAGACGGAUUCCGUUCAAGCGAUAAGUGCAAAAAUUAUUCACUAAUAAUGUACUCACAGCACGGUAACUUUUUGAAUACUAUUUAAAACCUCUCACUGCAAUUCAUUUCUCUAGGGAACCCCGCGAUUAAAUCCUCAAGCAUUCUCGAGAAAUUUAAUGCUAAACCUCGUAAGAAUGCUUAAUGCGUGUGUUACUGUGUUUUCAAC